Trichoderma virens Gv29-8 is the source of this 3114-nucleotide messenger RNA. Its product is annotated as glycoside hydrolase family 55 protein. The transcript is spliced from 10 exons. Bases 1 to 3114 code for a protein of 1037 amino acids. Lineage: Eukaryota; Fungi; Ascomycota; Sordariomycetes; Hypocreales; Hypocreaceae. The record is from RefSeq and is a predicted model, not a curated record. Gene Ontology annotation, molecular function: polygalacturonase activity.
AUGGGCUUCAUACGCUCCGCCGUGCUUGCGGUCCUUGCGCUUGCUGCAACAUGUCAGGGGGUCAAUACUCCUGGAGCUAAGGCUGAAUCCACUGUGGAAAAGCGUGCUUCGACGUAUUGGUAUGAAAACAUUGCCCAUCAAGGUGUUGCACCAUUCGCACCCAGUGGCUACACUGUAUAUCGCAAUGUAAAGGACUUCGGCGCAAAGGGCGAUGGUGUUACCGAUGACACGGCAGCAAUUAACAAUGCCAUUUUAUCGGGAGGUCGAUGUGGUCGACUCUGCACAUCCAGCACAUUGACUCCGGCAAUAGUAUACUUUCCCGCAGGAACAUACUUGAUAUCGACUCCCAUCAUUGAUCAAUACUUAACCAACAUCGUUGGAGAUCCGACCAACCUUCCCACCAUAAAAGCGACCGCAGGUUUUAAUGGUAUUGCCCUCAUCGAUGGUGAUACCUAUUAUGGCGACAACAAUCCGAACGACCCCAACUGGAUUUCUACCAAUGUCUUCUACCGACAAGUGCGCAACUUUAAGCUUGAUAUGACGUCUAUCCCGGCUUCUGCACCCAGGAUUUAUGGUAUCCAUUGGCCGACGGCCCAAGCGACAAGCUUGCAGAACAUUCAGGUCACGAUGAGUACAGCGUCUGGAAAUCAACAAGUCGGUCUUUUCGUCGAGAAUGGUUCCGCUGGAUUCCUCACUGACAUGACCUUCAACGGUGGCCUGAUUGGUGCAAGCGUGGGCAAUCAACAGUACACAAUGCGCAACUUGGUAUUCAAUAACUGCGGGACAGCCAUUGUCAGUGGUUUCACGUGGGAGUGGGUUUACCAGGGUAUUAGCAUCAACAACUGCCAACUGGGAAUUGACAUAACGGCCGCUGAGUCCAUUACGUUGAUUGACAGUUCUAUCACUGGGACGCCAGUCGGAAUCAAAACCAGCUUCAGCGCCAACCAGUCGCCCCCUACGGCCAACAGUCUCAUCGUUGAGAACCUUUCUCUCAACAAUGUUCCAGUGGCCAUCCAAUCGGCGAGUGGUGCUACCCUUCUGGCUGGAGGAACGACGACAAUCGCUGCGUGGGGUCAGGGACACCAGUAUGUUCCCGGUGGGCCGACGACAUUUCAAGGCAGCAUCACGCCAAAUUCCCGUCCCGCGUCGCUUUUGAGCGGAUCCAAAUAUUACACGCGCUCAAAGCCUCAAUAUGAAACUUUGCCUGUUUCUUCAUUCAGGAGCGUCCGAUCUGCCGGUGCCACUGGCAAUGCGGUCACGGAUGACACCGCCGCUCUCCAAAACGUCAUCAACAGUGCAACUGCUGCGGGCCAAGUAGUGUAUUUCGAUGCUGGUAUCUAUCGUAUCACCAAAACGCUGAGUAUCCCUCCUGGCGCGAAGCUGGUAGGAGAGGAAUAUCCCAUUAUCAUGUCGUCUGGAAGUUUCUUUAAUGACCAAAACAAUCCGAAACCUGUGGUUCAAGUUGGUACACCCGGCCAAUCUGGGCAGGUGGAGUGGUCAGAUAUGAUUGUGGCUACGCAAGGCACACAAGCUGGAGCUGUUCUCAUCGAGUGGAACUUGAAUACUUCUGGAACCCCAAGUGGUAUGUGGGAUGUCCACACGAGAAUUGGUGGCUUCAAGGGAUCAAACCUCCAAGUUGCGCAAUGCCCUGUGACUGCGAGUAGUUCGGCUGUGAACACGGCUUGUAUUGGUGCUUACAUGUCCAUGCAUGUAACCGCUGGCGCAAGCAACCUUUACAUGGAGAAUAACUGGUUCUGGACCGCGGACCACGAUAUUGACGACUCAAGCAACACCCAAAUCACGAUAUUCAAUGGCAGAGGCUUGUACAUUGAGAGUACUGCAGGAACAUUCUGGCUUGUCGGAACGGCUGUUGAGCACCAUACUCUGUACCAGUAUCAAUUUGCCAACACACAAAACAUAUAUGCGGGAGUGAUUCAGACAGAGACACCUUACUACCAACCAAAUCCCAAUGCUCCGACACCUUUCGCUGUCAAUACUGCUCUAAAUGACCCUGACUUUGCCACCUCGUGCGCCGGUAAAUCUGGCCGAUGCGCCGACGCUUGGGGUCUGAGGAUCCUUAGCUCCAAGAACGUCCUCAUCUACGCCGCCGGCUUAUAUUCUUUCUUUGAGAAUAACGAUGGAAAUUCAGGUUGUGACGCAGCUCUGGGCCCCGAAAAUUGCCAAAACAACAUCGUCGAUCUCGAAGGCACACUCAGCAACAUUGGCAUUUACAACUUGGGAACUGUGGGCGUUGUCAACCAAGUCGUGGAGAAUGGAAAUGUGCUGGCGAUUGCUUCCGCCAAUGUCAAUGCUUUCGCUGAUAUCGUGGCUCUUUUCCGGCUUGCUUCGGGGAGCGGAGGCGUGACUCCUCCUCCUCCUUCUUCUUCAACAACAAAAUCCACAACAGGCCCUACAACAAUGUCUACCAUAACUACCAGCUCAUCGCCACCGAAGCAAACUGGAUGGAAUUUCCUAGGAUGUUACUCCGAUAACGUUAACGGCCGAACUCUGGGCAACCAGGUGCAAGUCCCAGGAGGUGCAUCUGCCAUGUCGAUAGAUGCGUGCGAAGCAGCUUGCAAAUCUGCUGGAUAUACUAUUGCAGGCGUUGAAUACUCGGGAGAAUGCUGGUGCGACAACAAAGUCCAAAAUGGAGGUGGUCCUGCCCCUGACGGAAAUGCUCAAUGUACUAUGACUUGCAGCGGUGCUCCGCAGCAAACCUGUGGAGGACCGAACCGCCUCGAUGUCUACAGCUUGGCAACCUCGACUGGGAGCGCCCCACCGCCAGUGGCCACCGGCUGGAAUUUCAGAGGAUGCUAUACAGACAGCGUCGACGCUCGAGCUUUGAUUGCCGAGUCUGUUCCCGGCGGCCCAACGUCAAUGACUGUUGAGGCAUGUCAAACUGUAUGCAAAGGCUUGGGAUACGUUCUUGCCGGCCUUGAGUUUGCUGAUGAAUGCUACUGUGGCAACAGCCUCGCGAAUGGUGCUACCAUUGCUCCGGACGGAAAUGCUCAAUGCAACAUGAAUUGCGCCGGUAACGCUGCUGAAACUUGUGGCGGUUCUAACAGAUUAGAUAUUUACAGCUAUGGCCAGGCCAAUGGCACUCAGCCACUUUAA